UAAAAGCUCUGCAAGUCUGCAAUAAAAAUGGCCUCCAAUAAAACUACAUUGAAAUCCAAAACAUUUAUCUUUAAGUGACAAGAAUUAGUGAAGCCGAAAAGAGUACCAGAAAACAGUCUUCCAUUGAAUCAAAGACUUUUAGUCCAACGGAGAACACAGAUGGAGAUGUUCCCCGCUUGUAGCCUGCUUGCCUCAUCACCACACAAAAUGGGAAAGAAACAGAAUGGCAAAGGUAAAAAAGUUGAAGAGGCAGAGCCUGAAGAAUUUGUUGUGGAGAAAGUCCUGGACAGACGUGUUGUAAAUGGAAAGGUGGAAUACUACUUGAAGUGGAAAGGAUUUACAGAUGCUGACAACACAUGGGAACCUGAAGAAAACUUAGACUGUCCAGAGCUAAUUGAAGCUUUUCUGAACUCUCAAAAAGCUGGUAAAGAAAAAACAGAUGGUGCCAAAAGAAAAUCUUUGUCAGAUAGCGAAUCUGAUGAUAGCAAAUCAAAGAAAAAGCGCGAUUCUGUUGAUAAACCAAGAGGGUUUGCAAGGGGUCUUGAUCCUGAGCGGAUAAUCGGGGCUACGGAUAGCAGUGGAGAGCUUAUGUUCCUCAUGAAAUGGAAAGACUCUGAUGAGGCAGAUCUGGUGCUGGCCAAAGAAGCUAACGUGAAGUGUCCUCAGAUCGUAAUCGCUUUUUAUGAAGAGCGACUAACUUGGCAUUCAUGCCCAGAAGAUGAAGCACAAUAAUUGUUUGCAUUGCUUUUUUAUAUAUAUGAAUAUUAAAACCUGAAAUUUGAUUUAUUAGCAAUGUGAGAAGCAUACAUUCUAACAAGAAUCAAAUUUGAUAUUUUUUUGAAGUAGUAUGUUUUGCAUCAACAGCAAGUAAAUAAAAGCUUUCUGCAACUUGUUUCAUUUAUCACAAGAGAGCAUUUGAUACUACUACUUCCUCCAUAUUAGGUAAAAGCUUUUAUAAAACAUUCAUAAACUUCCAUAGUUAUUACAGAAUCAUAAUGAAUGUCUAAACAAACUCACAGAUGUUUUGUAGUCUUCUAUACUAUUGAUGUGCAUGUAUCUUCUUUACCCAAACCUAGCCCUUUAAACCUGUAGAAUCAUUCUUUUUAGUAUUUGGGAUCACUUGGUCACAAGAAGACCAGGUGAAAACUAACUUUGUAGUAAUUUGAAUGUUAUCAGACUGUAUAUUGUUUACUUUAUUGUAAAUACUGGUGAACAGUGGUCAAUAAAAUAGUUUUAUAUUCUUCCUUUAUA
Messenger RNA from Charadrius vociferus (killdeer), 1251 nucleotides. It is a transcript of the gene CBX3, whose product is annotated as chromobox homolog 3. Gene Ontology annotation, biological process: negative regulation of transcription by RNA polymerase II; chromatin organization. The record is from RefSeq and is a predicted model, not a curated record. Gene Ontology annotation, molecular function: chromatin binding. The transcript has 6 exons. Gene Ontology annotation, cellular component: nucleus; pericentric heterochromatin. Bases 160 to 732 code for a protein of 190 amino acids. NCBI's taxonomy places the organism in Eukaryota, Metazoa, Chordata, Aves, Charadriiformes, Charadriidae.